Messenger RNA from Hibiscus syriacus, 1234 nucleotides. Its product is annotated as protein FANTASTIC FOUR 3-like. The record is from RefSeq and is a predicted model, not a curated record. Bases 138 to 1028 code for a protein of 296 amino acids. NCBI's taxonomy places the organism in Eukaryota, Viridiplantae, Streptophyta, Magnoliopsida, Malvales, Malvaceae. The transcript has a single exon.
CCUGUGUGUGCUGUGGCAGAUUUAAGAGUUGUAUAAUCCAAGUGGUGUCACUUUGUGAGUACUACAAAUUCACACCUCCACUCCCUCCUCAUUACCUCAUCUCCCAACACUUUCAAGUUUGUGUUUUCCUCUGUAUUAUGGCGACCAUCGUUUGCCACCACCACCACCAAGGCCGGCAGUCGUGUCUCGAGUCUCAUAUAAUCGAACCUAGAGCUUUGAGGCUAACGUUAUUUUCGUCGAGACCCCAUUCCUCCCCAUCGUCUCUCGAGUUGGCAAGUAAGUCAUUUUCCGUUCAUUCGAGUCCUGAACCGGGUGGCUGGAGUUUACUCCAAGCUCUCUUCGACGGUCCUCGGCCGUCGAAAGAUAUAGAAGGGAAUGAAAAUGCUUAUGUUCGUCCUUUGUCUGCUUGGAGUGAUAAAAGAUUGGAGUUGUGCACGGAGAAUUUGGGUAGCGAGACAGGCAGUGACGAUGUCCUCGAAGAAGACGACCGCGUUUUCUCGUCGUCGUCUUCAUCGAAUCGACCAAGCGGGAAUCGUUCGACACGGAAACAAGACGAGUCACGACGAGUAUUAGGAGGUAAGAAAGCAAUCGGCGGCGAUUUCCCGCCUCCGCUGACGACGAUAACCGGAUCGGAAUCGAUUCGAGUUCGGCCUCUCCGCGAAAACGGAAGGUUGGUAAUAAAAGCCGUGAAGGCCCCGUAUAACAACUCUAUCUUCCGAGCUGAACGAAGCGAUGGCCGCCUUCGACUCUCCAUUUUCAAAGAUUCCACUUCCAGUAUUGACUAUAAAGAAGAAACAACCGACAAAGAAAAUGAAAACGAUAAUAAUAAAGAUGGUGAAGAAGGAUAUGAAAACGACAGAACCGCCAUAGUCGAAGAACACGAAGAAGAAACGGGGACGACGAAGUUCAAAAGGAGGGAAGUCCGAGGCGGCGGUGGAGGGAGGUGCAAAGGAGGUGUACAUGAAGAACAAAGGGUGGUUAAAUUGGGUGGCUACGCCGAUAGUUUUGAUCUGGAUUUGCCUCUAUGAUAUAAUCAAAUUUCCCUCACGAUUCUUAGUUUGUUUAUGUUCCUGUUUUAGUUUUUUUUUUUUUUGGGGGGGGGGGGGGCGUCUAUUGAAUUCCUCUGUUUUAUCUUUGAAGUAAUGUUGUUUGUGGCAGGUAGGCAGUUAUUAUCGUUAUUCGAGCCCUCUCUCUCUCUCUCACACAUAAAAAAACACAAACUUCAUUGCUGCUU